Molecule: messenger RNA, 2595 nt
Organism: Pan troglodytes (chimpanzee)
Lineage: Eukaryota; Metazoa; Chordata; Mammalia; Primates; Hominidae
Gene: H1-6
Product: H1.6 linker histone, cluster member
Exons: 1
Coding region: 103-774 (223 amino acids)
Biological process (GO): nucleosome assembly
Cellular component (GO): nucleosome
Molecular function (GO): DNA binding; structural constituent of chromatin
Source: RefSeq, a predicted model, not a curated record
CACAAAUACUCCUCCUCCAAGGGGCGGGGGCGGUGCCUAGGUGAUGCACCAAUCACAGCGCGCCCUACGCUAUAUAAGGCCCCGAGGCCGCCGGGGUGUUUUAUGCUUUUCGCUGGUUAUUACAUCUUGCGUUUCUCUGUUGUUAUGUCUGAAACCGUGCCUGCGGCUUCUGCCAGUGCUGUUCCAGCCGCUAUGGAGAAACUUCCAACCAAGAAGCGAGGGAGGAAGCCGGCUGGCUUGACAAGUGCAAGUCGAAAAGCGCCGAACCUCUCUGUGUCCAAAUUGAUCACCGAGGCCCUUUCAGUGUCACAGGAACGAGUAGGUAUGUCUUUGGUUGCGCUCAAGAAGGCAUUGGCCGCUGCUGGCUACGACGUAGAGAAGAAUAACAGCCGCAUCAAACUGUCCCUCAAGAGCUUAGUGAACAAGGGAAUUCUGGUGCAAACCAGGGGUACUGGUGCUUCCGGUUCCUUUAAGCUUAGUAAGAAGGUGAUUCCUAAAUCUACCAGAAGCAAGGCUAAAAAGUCAGUUUCUGCCAAGACCAAGAAGCUGGUUUUAUCCAGGGACUCCAAGUCACCAAAGACUGCUAAAACCAAUAAGAGAGCCAAGAAGCCGAGAGCGACAGCUCCUAAAAAAGCUGUUAGGAGCGGGAGAAAGGCUAAAGGAGCCAAGGGUAGUAAGCAACAGCAGAAGAGCCCAGUGAAGGCAAGGGCUUCGAAGUCAAAAUUGACCCAACAUCAUGAAGUUAAUGUUAGAAAGGCCACAUCUAAGAAGUAAAGAGCUUUCCGGGAGGCCAAUUUGGAAAGAACCCAAAGGCUCUUUUAAGAGCCACCCACAUUAUUUUAAGAUGGCGUAACACUGGAAACAAGUUUCUGUGACAGUUAUCUAUAGGUUUAAGUUGUGAUGCAGCUGAGUUGAAAAGUCUUGAGAUUGGAGGAUUAAUUCAGGCCAGGCUUCAAGACCAUCCUGGGCAACAUAGCCAGACUACCAUCUAUACCAGGGGUCCUCAUUCCCCCGGCCACCGACCGGUAACCGGUCCCUGUCCAUGGCACGUUACGAAUUGAGCCGCACAGCUGAGGGGUGAGCGAACAUUAACCAACUGAGCUCCACCGCCCGUCAGGUUAGCUGCAGCAUUAGAUUCUCAUAAGCUCAAACUGUAUUGUGAACGGCACAUGCAAGGGAUCUAGGUUUCAGGCUCCUUGUGACAAUCUAAUGCCUGAUGAUCUGAGGUUGGAGCAGUUUUAGUGCGGAAAUCAUUGCUCCCAGCCCCUGCACCCCCUGGUCCGUGGUAUAAUUGUCUUACACAAAACCGGUCUCUGGUGUCAAAAAGGUUGGAGACUACUGGUUUUACAAAAAAGUAAAUUAGUCAAGCAUGGUUGGCAUGCUCCCUUAGUCCCUGCACCCAGGCGUUUAAGGAUACAGUGAGCUAUGAUGGUGCUACCUCACUCCAGCCUGGGUGACAGCGAGUCAGACGUUGUCUCAAAACUUUAAAAAAAAAAAAAAGUUAAAACAGAAAAAGGGCUUCUUGUCAGAGACUGCCGUAUAUCUAGAGGUCCAGGAACUAAAAAGUCUGAUGUCCAAUCCUGAAAAGCUCGAUGGUGCACUAGAGGAGGCUUUUACAUGUAAGAGCAUCUAAGUUCUGGAAAUGCCAGUGUCAGGGAAGGGAAGUGGAGAGCAAUUUGGCAUCCAAACAUAACUUGCUGAUACUUUUUUUUUUUUUUUUUAACACAAGUACUACAUUCUAGUCUUUCUGUGGUGUCAUUGUAACUAUUGUUUCUUAAUAUGCUAUCCACUGACUUCAAGGGAUCAAUAAAUAGGAAUCAAGAUGUCCCAGAAUAUGGAUUAGGGGAGUUUUUUUGUUUGUUUGUUUUUUUUCAUCUAUUCAUUAUCCUGUAGCUGAAAUUUAGAAUUUUCUUCCAUUGUGUGUGACUGAUAGAAAUAACAAAUUUGUAGGUUAUAGUUGUUGCAAGAAUCUGGAAAUCGUGCUUGCUUAUUUCCGAAGUACUAUUAGGUAUAUCAACAAAAACACACAUAUUACGGUCAAGUGGUUUGAUAAUUAUUUUAAUAUUAUUCGUCUAAUACAAUUGUAACCCUAUGAAUUACUUUAAGUAUCUUAUUUAUGAAAAGAAUCUGUAAGUUUCAUCAGACUACCAGAGCAUUCCGAAGACUGAAAAAUUUUAAGAAUCCAAACCUUAAUGGAAAUGUUGGAGGCUGCCCAAUUAGGUUCUGAAUUCAACCUUCCUGAAUCCACAAACUUGUUUUAACUCUCGGUCUGAGGUAAACUACGUUUCUCUUUAAAUAAACAUAGUUUAAUUUUCCUUUGAUUUUUGAUUUAGUAUUCUUACCGAUCAUCAUAAAUAACCAAUGCUAAUGUUAGUCUACUUUGGACCAUGAUAUUUCGAGAAACUUUGAACAAAGUCCCCUGCAAAACUAUGCAUUGCAUUAUUUCACAUACAUUUAAGUUUUCCAGACGGUUCAAUAGUACCUCACUUUUCUGAACUUAUUUGUAUAGUUUGGCAUCUUUUUAAAAAUUGUGUCUUAUAAUGAAAGGUUGUAAACAUUAUGUUUUAAAUUUGUAUAGAUAAAAUCAACCACAGA